Pieris brassicae (large cabbage white) is the source of this 1482-nucleotide messenger RNA. RefSeq names its product 2-aminoethanethiol dioxygenase. Gene Ontology annotation, cellular component: mitochondrion. The coding region runs from base 1 to 870 and encodes 289 amino acids. Gene Ontology annotation, molecular function: oxidoreductase activity, acting on single donors with incorporation of molecular oxygen, incorporation of two atoms of oxygen. NCBI's taxonomy places the organism in Eukaryota, Metazoa, Arthropoda, Insecta, Lepidoptera, Pieridae. The record is from RefSeq and is a predicted model, not a curated record. The transcript has a single exon.
AUGUCAUUUAGAGAUAGUUGUGCUUUGAUAACGUGCCGAUUUUUUAGUCGUUUACGCAGCAAAAAUAAAUUAUUGUGCUUUAAUAUCAACAGGUUUCAUAUGGAUAGUAAACAUGAAGCAAAGUCAGCUAUGGAACUCGUCAACAUACCCCCUAUUAUUACCACAUACCGGCAUGCUUUACGAACUUUCGAUGACAAAUUCAAAAACGAUUUUGCGACCAACUUGAACAAAUUAAAAUCCCUAGUGGAUAAAUUAAAAGCAGAUCAUCUUGGCUUCGAUCAUAGUUACAACGAUCCUGCUACUUGGAACAGACCAAACAAAGCCCCGUGUACAUACGUCGAAGUGUUUCAAAACAGUACGGUAAACAUGAGUAUUUUUAUUCUAAAACCUGGAUUUAAAAUGCCUUUGCAUGAUCAUCCACACAUGCAUGGGCUUUUAAAAGUUAUAUCUGGUGCGGUAAGAGUUAAAAGUUUUUCAGAAUAUCCUCUUAAAGAAGCAAUAAAUAAAGUAGAUUUUAAAGCUCGCGCAAAACACGAAGCAGCGCGACUCGCUCAAGGCAUACACAAACGUAGAAGAUUAUUUGCAGAGAUUUCUCAAGACCGUAUUUGUAAGGAAGAUUCUGAGACAUGCAUUCUGACACCAACCAUAUCUAAUUACCAUGAAAUUGAGGCUCUGCACACACCAGCAGCAUUUUUCGAUAUUUUAGCACCACCUUAUGACACAUUUGUGGAAGGGAUUGGUCCAAGAAGAUGUAGAUAUUAUUAUGUUGUUAAUGAAAUAAGUUCAAAUGUGGUAGAGUUACAAGAAACAAAAGUUCCAGAGUGUUUUUAUUGUGAUCAAGCCCCAUAUUUAGGACCCACUCUUGCAUAGUUGAAUUAAGUAUUAUGAACUUAAAUGUGUUACAUGCACAAAUUAAGUGAUUCUAGUAGGCAAUGGUAUAAGGCUAUUUACAUACCGAGGUCUAAUUUCAAAGUUACCAAAAUAUUAACAUCCCUUAAAUUUAGUUUAAAUAAUUUUGUGUUGUUUAAACAAUUAACAAUUACUUUGACGCUAGCAAGAUUUUAUGUCUAGUGUAAAUAUAAUAUUUAAGUUACCCCUGGUUUUGUCUAGUGUAAAUAUAAUAUUUAAGUUACCCCUAUAUAAGAUGGCCAUUCUAGGACUUAUCUUUUUAGGUUCAAUGUAGUAAUGUAAAGGGAAAAAAGAAAAUUGCAUAUUACAGGGUUGGUUUACUAUUGGAUUUUUGCAAAUCUUCCAAAGAUGACCUUGAGAUAGUCAAUUCUUAUACCCAUGGUUGUAUCUUUUUAGUUAUAUUUUUUAAUGUGAUUGUAUUCACAAACAUUGUAAAAUGAAGUAUAACAAUUUUAAAUUGACAAAAAAUUACCAUUUCUUGUUUCUCAAUUCUUGAGAUAAUUAUAAUAUAGUUAUAUAAAUAGGAUUACAUAACAUUCCUUAAUUGGUAUAAUUUUUUAAUUAAAUCACAAA